AUGUCGAAAGAGACCGACCAACCCAAUAUCGUUGAGUUCGAAAACACUGGCACAAAAGGCGACAAUGAAACGAGCGCCGUCACCUCGGCAUACGCCACCUGGACACGAGCCGAAUGCGUCCGGAAGUUCUGGAGGUUGUACGUCACCGGUCUAGGUGUGUCAAUGGCGGGCAUGUAUGCCGGCUACGCGAACUCUGUAAUUGGGAGCAUCAUUGCCAAUGAAGGCUUCAUCCGAUACUUUGCUACAGUGACAGACCCCGACACCGGUAAACCAGCGCUCGACUCUCAGCACAUUUCACUCUGGGCAGCUUGCUAUUUUGUGUCCGCUAUUCUCAUCCAGACCAUUGCUCCGGUUACGGCCGAUAGGUUUGGUCGAAAAUUCAACAUGUGGGGUAUCACCUUUUUUCUUACUCUGUCCAUUAUUCUCCAAGUCAUCGCCCCGAACUGGUGGGUUCUGUUGAUCGCCAGGUUGGUCGCAGGCUGUGCGGGAGGUAUGAUGGGAACGUCUUGCAUGGUUUACAUGUCUGAGAUUGCAAUGCCCCAGUUUCGUGGAGCCUUACUGGGCAGUUUCUCUCUCGCCUUCGCACUCGGCCAGGUGUUCUUGGCCAUCGGUCUCAAGGUUCUCGAAGUGACGAAACCUCUGGCUUUCCGUCACGUAUUCUACUCCGAAUUCGUCUUUACCGCGCUAUGGAUGUUCCCAAUGCUCUACCUUCCCGAGUCUCCAGCCUGGUAUGCGGCAAAAGGCAGGGAUGACGAUGGGAAGAAAGCCCUCCGAAAACUAGUCGGAAAUGUUAAUGGUUACGAUGUCGACCACGAAUAUGCCGUCAUCAAGUACGAAAUGAUGGAAUCAAUCGCUCUAUCGAAGAAGGCAUCUUCCGGCACCUGGAAGGCCAUUUUCACAAACAAGAUCAACUUGAAGCGUGCAGUCAUCUCCACGCUUCCAUUCACCUUCCAAAACAUUGUUGGAGUGCCUCUGAUGUUCGGAUACACCACCUAUUUCUUUCAGCUCGCCGGUGUUGAUGACCCUUUCCUGGGAAACAUUAUCAAGCAAAUGGUCCUCGUUGUUGGUAUCUUAAUUUCGUUCUACAUGGUUGACAAAGUCGGACGAAGGACUCUUGUCAUCUACGGAGGCGCGAUAAUGGGAGUUAUUACCUUACUCGUUGGAGGACUCGGCUUUAUGACGCAGACCUCCUCCUCGGGAAUGGCUUUGGUAGCUCUCUGCUCUAUCUGGGCUUUUGUGUAUGCUAACUCACUAGCACCUAUCGGCUGGAUCAGUCUUGUUGAAAUAUCUAGUUCCAACCUUCGUGCCAAGACUACUUCGAUUGCUGUUACGAUUCAGUAUCUCACUGGAAUCCUUUUUAAUUACUGCGUCCCAUUAAUGCUGUCAAAUCAAUAUGCUGGUUGGGGUCAGAAGAUCGGCUUGUUCUUUGCUGGCAUUACGUUUUUGUACCUCAUCCCAUGCAUUUUGCUUUUCCCUGAAACUAAGGGACGCACAUAUCAUGAGCUAGAUGAACUUUUUGAACGUCGCAUUCCUGCAUGGAGAUUUGCUACAACGAGAACUGCCCACCAGGAAAAUAUUGAGACAGUGGCAAAUGAAAAGUAA
Molecule: messenger RNA, 1602 nt
Organism: Ilyonectria robusta
Lineage: Eukaryota; Fungi; Ascomycota; Sordariomycetes; Hypocreales; Nectriaceae
Product: general substrate transporter
Exons: 6
Coding region: 1-1602 (533 amino acids)
Biological process (GO): carbohydrate transport; transmembrane transport
Cellular component (GO): membrane
Molecular function (GO): carbohydrate:proton symporter activity
Source: RefSeq, a predicted model, not a curated record